AUGCUGCUCCUGCAUGCCAUGCCAGCUCCUGUCCUCAAAGGCCAGGGGCUGUUGCUGCCCCUGCUGGUGUUGCUGGCACCACAGGCUUCUCCAGGUCUGGUCAUCACUCCUCCGGGGCCGGAGCUCGUCCUCAAUGUCUCCAGCACCUUGGUGCUGACCUGCUCGGGCCCAGACCCGGUGGUGUGGAGACGGACGUCCAAGCAGCCUCCGCAAGAAAUGGUCAGGACCCAGGAUGGCAAUUUCUCCAGCAUCCUGACGCUGGCCAACGUCACUGGGACAGACACGGGAGAGUACUUUUGUGCCUACAAUAGCUCCCAGGAGCUGGAGGCCGGUGAGCAGAAACGGCUCUACAUCUUUGUGCCAGAUCCCACCAUGGGCUUCCUCCCGAUCCUCCCCGAGGAAUUUUUCAUCUUCCUCACGGAAGUGACCGAGACCACAAUCCCAUGCCGAGUGACGGAUCCACAGCUGGUGGUGACGCUGCACGAGAAGAAGGUGGAUGACCCACUGCCCAUCCCCUACGACCACCAACGUGGUUUCUUCGGGACCUUUGAGGACAAGACCUAUGUCUGCAGAACCACCAUUGGGGACAAGGAGGUGGAUUCUGAGCCCUACUAUGUCUACAGCCUCCAGGCGUCAUCCAUCAAUGUUUCAAUGAAUGCGGCGCAGACGGUGGUCCGCCAGGGUGAGAACAUCACCAUCACGUGCAUUGUGACCGGGAACGAGGUGGUCAACUUCGAGUGGACAUACCCCCGUGAGGAGAGUGGGCGGCUAGUGGAGCCAGUGACCGACUUCGAUAUUCCCCACAUCCGCUCCAUCCUGCACAUCCCCAGUGCCGAGCUGGGCGACUCGGGGACCUACAUCUGCAAUGUAUCCGAGAGUCUGUACGACCAUCAGGAUGAGAAAGCCAUCAAUGUCACCGUGGUUGAGAGUGGCUACGUGCGCCUGCUGAGGGAGCUGGACGCUGUACAGUUCGCGGAACUGCACCGGAGCCGGACUCUGCAGGUGGUGUUCGAGGCCUACCCGCCGCCCACUGUCAUGUGGUUCAAGGACAACCGCACCCUGGGUGACUCCAGCGCCGGCGAGUUCGCCCUGUCCACGCGCAAUGUGUCGGAGACUCGGUAUGUGACAGAACUGACACUGGUGCGGGUGAAGGUGGCCGAGGCUGGUCACUACACCAUGCUGGCCUUCCACGAGGACGCUGAGGCCCAUGUCUCCUUCCAGCUGCAAAUCAACGUGCCUGUCCGCGUGCUGGAGCUGAGUGAGAGCCAUCCUGCCAACGGGGAGCAGACAGUCCGCUGUCGCGGCCGGGGCAUGCCUCAGCCGCACCUCACCUGGUCUAUCUGCAGUGACCUCAAAAGGUGUCCGCGCGAGCUGCCACCCACGCUGCUGGGGAACAGCUCCGAGGAAGAGAGCCAGCUGGAGACCAAUGUGACAUACUGGACGGAGGAGCAGGAGUUCGAGGUGGUGAGCACGCUGCGCCUGCGCCACGUGGAUCAGCCGCUCUCCGUGCGCUGCACGCUGCGAAACCUGCUGGGCGAUGAUGCGAAGGAGGUCACCCUGGUGCCCCAGUCCCUGCCCUUCAAGGUGGUGGUGAUCUCGGCCAUCCUGGCCUUGGUGGUCCUCACGAUCAUCUCCCUCAUCAUCCUCAUCAUGCUCUGGCAGAAGAAGCCCCGCUAUGAGAUCCGGUGGAAGGUGAUUGAAUCUGUGAGCUCCGAUGGCCACGAGUACAUCUACGUGGACCCUAUGCAGCUGCCUUACGACUCCACCUGGGAGCUGCCCCGGGACCAGCUUGUGCUCGGACGUACCCUCGGCUCCGGGGCCUUUGGGCAGGUGGUGGAGGCCACGGCUCACGGCCUGAGCCAUUCUCAGGCCACUAUGAAAGUGGCCGUCAAGAUGCUGAAAUCCACAGCCCGCAGCAGUGAGAAGCAGGCCCUCAUGUCAGAGCUGAAGAUCAUGAGCCACCUCGGGCCACACCUGAACGUGGUCAAUCUGCUGGGAGCCUGCACCAAAGGAGGACCCAUCUACAUCAUCACCGAGUACUGCCGCUACGGGGACCUGGUGGACUACCUGCACCGCAACAAGCACACCUUCCUGCAGCACUGCCCCGACAAGCGCCGCCAGCCCGGCGCCGAGCUCUACAGCAACGCUCUGCCGGGCGGGCUCCCACUGCCCAGCCACACAGGGGAGAGUGACGGCGGCUACAUGGACAUGAGCAAGGAUGAAUCGGUGGACUACGUGCCCAUGCUGGACAUGAAAGGGGACAUCAAAUAUGCAGACAUCGAGUCCUCCAAUUAUAUGGCUCCUUACGAUAACUACGUCCCCUCCGCUCCCGAGAGGACCUGCCGAGCCACCCUGAUCAACGAGUCUCCAGUGCUUAGCUACACGGAUCUCGUGGGCUUCAGCUACCAGGUGGCCAACGGCAUGGAGUUCCUGGCCUCCAAGAACUGUGUCCACCGAGACCUGGCAGCCAGGAAUGUGCUCAUCUGUGAGGGCAAGCUGGUCAAAAUCUGUGACUUCGGCCUCGCUCGUGACAUCAUGCGGGACUCUAACUACAUCUCCAAAGGCAGCACCUUCCUGCCGCUGAAGUGGAUGGCCCCUGAGAGCAUCUUCAACAGCCUCUACACCACCCUGAGCGAUGUGUGGUCCUUUGGGAUCCUCCUCUGGGAGAUCUUCACCCUGGGUGGCACCCCAUACCCGGAGCUGCCCAUGAACGAGCAGUUUUACAACGCCAUCAAGCGGGGCUACCGCAUGGCCCAGCCUGCCCACGCCUCCGAUGAAAUCUACGAGAUCAUGCAGAAGUGCUGGGAAGAGAAGUUUGAGAUUCGCCCCCCCUUCUCCCAGCUGGUGCUGCUUCUGGAGAGGCUUCUGGGUGAAGGUUACAAAAAGAAGUACCAGCAGGUGGAUGAGGAGUUUCUGAGGAGCGACCAUCCCGCCGUCCUUCGGUCCCAAGCCCGCUUCCCUGGCUUCCAUGGCCUCCGGUCCCCGCUGGACACCAGCUCAGUCCUCUAUACUGCUGUGCAGCCCAACGAGGGCGACAAUGACUACAUCAUCCCCCUGCCCGACCCCAAGCCCGAGGCUGCUGAUGAGAGCCCAUUGGAGGGGUCUCCCAGCCUUGCCAGCUCUACCCUGAAUGAAGUCAACACCUCCUCAACCAUCUCCUGUGACAGCCCCCUGGAGCCCCAAGAGGAACCAGAACCAGAACCAGAACCAGAACCAGAGCCCCAGCCCGAGUCCCAGGUGCAGCCAGAGGCAGAGCCGGAGUGGCUGCCGGAUUCAAGCAGCCCCGGGCACCCGGCUGAGGCAGAGGACAGCUUCCUGUAG
This is a messenger RNA of Pipistrellus nathusii (Nathusius's pipistrelle), 3321 nucleotides long. The record is from the annotation of a GenBank genome assembly. NCBI's taxonomy places the organism in Eukaryota, Metazoa, Chordata, Mammalia, Chiroptera, Vespertilionidae.